This is a messenger RNA of Prunus persica (peach), 1895 nucleotides long. RefSeq names its product carotenoid 9,10(9',10')-cleavage dioxygenase 1. Gene Ontology annotation, molecular function: carotenoid dioxygenase activity. Lineage: Eukaryota; Viridiplantae; Streptophyta; Magnoliopsida; Rosales; Rosaceae. The record is from RefSeq and is a predicted model, not a curated record. Gene Ontology annotation, biological process: carotene catabolic process. Gene Ontology annotation, cellular component: chloroplast stroma.
AAAAAACUGCUUAGCAGGAAAGAGCCCCUUUAGCUAUCACAUGCACUUGCCUGUUUAUUUAUAUGGCCUCAGGUUCUGCAUUACGAGAUCAUAGCAAAGAGAAAAAAAAAAUGGCAUUCUCUUCUUAUGCUAAUUUACAAGUGCACGGGUCUUUCCAAAACCCUUUCAUCUUCCACGGCUUAAAUCACCUCAAAACCUCACUUUCCUCGUCUGUUAAGCCUCUAUUCAAAGAGUUGCAGCAAUUGCUUCCAAGGAAGGUCGAUGUUUCUAAAACCAUGAAAAACACUUCUGGGAAGAUGUUAGAUGCACUUGUGGACUCUAUUUUCCAGUUUGUAGAUCAACCGUUACUCCCAUCUCAGAAAAACUUUGCACCAGUGGAAGAGAUUGGAGACCAUGUUGAGGUUACCUGGACCGAAGGAGAAAUUCCCGCUGAUUUUGCUGAAGGUGUUUUCAUAAGAAAUGGCAUAAAUCCUUUAUUCGGAGGUUUAAAAUCAGCAGUGUCGAUUUUCAGACAAACACAGCACACUUGGGUAGAGGGAGAAGGCAUGCUUCAUGCACUCUACUUCAAAAAAGAUCAUGAUGGAAGUUGGAUUAUCUCCUACAACAACAGAUAUGUUGAGACUGAAACAUUUAAGCUAGAGAAACAGAAGCAUAAUAAGCCAUGUUUCUUACCAGCCCUAGAAGGAGAUGCAGCAGCAGUUGUAGCAGCAUAUAUUCUAAAUGGGUUGCGGUUUGGCACAAUCAAUAAACACUUGAGCAACACCAAUGUUUUUGAGCAUUCAGGAAGGCUCCAUUGACAUUCCAAGCUCCUGACAUUAGAAACUAUUUGUGAUUGGAAUGUCAAUGGAGCUUGGAAUCGACCUUUCACCAGCCAUCCAAAGAAAGCUCCAAACUCCGGAAAGCUAGUCAUAAUGGGGGUAGAUGCAAAGAAACCUUACUAUGUUUUGGGUGUUAUCUCUGCUGAUGGAAAAUUACUGCAUAAGGUUGAUCUCGAGUUCAAAAGAAGUACGCUUAGCCAUGAUAUAGGAGUCACACAGAAGUACAAUGUAAUCAUUGAUCAUCCCCUCACGGUUGAUGUAAAGAGAGUUACCAUGGGUGGCCCAUUAUUGAAGUAUGAAAAGGAAGAGUAUGCAAGGAUUGGAGUGAUGCCACGUUAUGGUGAUGCAGAGUCAGUCAAGUGGUUUGAGGUACAAACCAAUUGCACAUUUCACAUUCUCAAUUGCUUUGAGGAGGCUAAUGAGGUUGUAGUGAGGGGAUGCAGGGCUCUCACAUCCUUCUUGCCAGGUCCUGAUGGUGUACUUAACAAAUAUGAGUGGUUCUCAAAAGGGUUCAACUUUGCAGAUGAUCAUUCUGCAGAGACCGGAUAUUUGUUUUCUCGUUUAUAUGAAUGGAGAUUGAACAUGGUCUCUGGAAAUGUGGAGGAGAGAAAUUUAACCGGAACUGAUUUCUCCAUGGAUUUUCCUUUCAUCAAUGAACAAGUAACUGGUUUGAAACACAAGUAUGGCUAUACACAGGUCAUUGAUUCUAUGGCAAGCUCUGACACUGGCAUGGGAAAAUAUGGAUCUCUAGCCAAAUUAUAUUUGGAGGAAUCGAAUUCUACGUCAUUUGUGCAGGAGGGAAAGUGUGAGGAUUUGAUAAAAGUUGAAUACCAUAAGUUUGAGGAGAAAAACUUUUGCAGUGGAAGCGUUUUUGUGGCUAGGCAUGGAGGGAAAGGCAUGGAGGAAGAUGAUGGUUGGAUUGUCACUUUUGUCCACAAUGAAGAAACUGAUGUCACCCAAGUUCAUGUAAUUGACGCAAAGAAAUUUGAAAGUGAACCGAUUGCGAAACUCACAUUGCCACAGCGGGUGCCAUAUGGUUUUCAUGCAACUUUUGUGUCAAUGCCUUGUCAAUCUUAG